AUGCCUAUCUCUUAAACUUCAAGUCCAAAGGUUAGAGAGCCUUCGUAAAUUUUAUCAAUAGUCAUUUAUAUUAGCUUCAAAUUGCAGCCUCACACAUCGCCUACUUAUGAAGGUAUAGAUGAAGAAAGCUACCGAAUAGUCUUUGAUUUAUUUGACAGGGAUAAGAGUGGAUACAUAGACAAUACAGAUCUACAGGAGAUUGCUAUUUCCCUUAACAGAGAUCCCUUAGAAGUGAUUGAAUUGGUUUAAAGUUUUGAUCCAAAUAAUGAUGGGAAGAUUGCAUUCGCUGAGUUUGUAGCUGUAAUGUAAGCACUUGAAAGCAGAGUCAGCGAUGAAUUCUCAUUGGAUAUGGGUUCAAAUAUUGAAGAUUAAAAGAAGAAAUUUGGAAAUAUGCUAAGCCUACUGCCUAAGAACGGAGGAGGAUUUAUGCCUGAUUCCAAAGUACUUGACUUUCUCAGAUUGCUGAAUGAUUAUCAGAAAAAAUAAUUAGAACGCUAGCAGAGAAAUAUGUAGAUUGCCUAAAAAUUGGAAUUAGAACAGAUUGAGGCUAACUAAUAGCAGCAGUUUUUAGAGUUUUCAAAUGCGUGGGACAAGUAUAUGCAAGACUAUGAGGCUGCUGCCUAUAAAUCACUGGAAAAACUUAAGGAAAAGCAUGACGAAGAGAUACUAUAGGCUAGAGAGCAACUUAAGAUAUAAUAUCCAGUGAUUUACACUUUGAGCAAAGAGUUGAUGGACUUGAGAAAUCUGGAAAAGAAAAACUUUGCUUUGAAAGAAUACCAAAAAGCAGAAAACUACAAGAGAUAGGCUGAUAAGAUGGAGAGAGAUGAAAGAUAAGUGCAAGAGUAAUAGCAAGCUGAGAAGAUUGAAAGGGAAAUUGUUAAGUUAAAAGGCAAAUAGCAGGCAGCUUUGAAUUCAUUACUUAAAAGAAUAUAGAGAGACAGAGAUGAAUAACUAAAACAUAGAACUCUAGAUUCUCAAAGAUUAAUUCAAAGAAAUAGAAACAUCCUUCAAGACAUCAUCAUGAGACAGCAAUUAGAGGCAAAGAAAACCCUAGAUUUCUUAAAGUAUUCACUUGGAAAGCGAUCUCCCUAAAAGCCAAACUAUAAUCAAUCAACUUAGCUUUCAGUUAUGCAGAUUGAUAGUACAUCUAAUUACAAACUCCCAUUGAUUAAAUCAGUGAUGAAUAGCAGCAUGCCACCAAUCAAGAUCGGGGAUGUUGGGAAUAUUUCACCCUUUAUGACGAGCAAUGACUAUCAAGCAGAUGACAUUACCAAAAAUAGAACUUUCUAAAAAUCCACUAAAGGUUAAAGUGUGGGUAGAGGUGGAGAUGUAACACCUGUAAAUCUCAACAAUAGUUUUAACUUGAACAAAUCCUAGAAUUACGGACAUAAUAGAAGUUUCUAAGUAACUGACAAUGUGGCUCAGAACUUUAAAAAAGUCAAGAAUCUUUAGAGCAACAUGUAAAGAUACGGCGCAGUCUAGGAAAGUUUGAAGGCUUCUUAAACUCAAAUCAACAAUAAGAGCAUGAGAUAAUAGCAGUUGCCAAGCAUCAAUAGAACCUAUAUAAACUAGUAGAGUGAGGAGUACCCACUUCCUAUUGAUGACUAAUAGUUAAUCAUUAAUGUCAAAACUGCAAGUCUCCUUUAAAACUAGCAACAGUUCAAAAAUUCCCCUUAUUAUGACAACUCAGUGGCAAGUCCUUCUAAAAAUAGCUAUUCAAACACAAACAGCAAGACUAAAAUGAAAUAAAUAGAUGUAACCUAAGACAGAUCAAACAGAUUUGAGGUGGUUUAGGAAUGA
Stylonychia lemnae is the source of this 1800-nucleotide messenger RNA. The record is from the annotation of a GenBank genome assembly. Lineage: Eukaryota; Ciliophora; Spirotrichea; Sporadotrichida; Oxytrichidae.